This is a messenger RNA of Anopheles bellator, 4751 nucleotides long. Its product is annotated as mediator of DNA damage checkpoint protein 1-like. The coding region runs from base 55 to 4428 and encodes 1457 amino acids. NCBI's taxonomy places the organism in Eukaryota, Metazoa, Arthropoda, Insecta, Diptera, Culicidae. The transcript has 6 exons. Gene Ontology annotation, cellular component: MLL3/4 complex. Gene Ontology annotation, molecular function: protein binding. The record is from RefSeq and is a predicted model, not a curated record.
AUUCCUGAACAGCGUAGUGUCUCUUAAAUGUAAAUUCUGUACUUUUAACCAACCAUGUCGCCUUGUAAUGUUAUAAGUGUGAUCGUCCGCGGUGUCCCAUACACCAUACCUCCAGGACUUUCACUGAUCGGUUCAACGGAACACGAACGCUACAACUCGCUACUAGUAGCCGAUCAGACCGUCUCGCCCAAACAUGCCAGCAUACGCUACGAUUCAGCCACAAACAGACUGGAGGUGAUGGAUUUGUGUUCGCACAGUGGUGUGACUGUUGACCAGCGCCCACUGGAUCCGUUGGUGUGGUGUGAAAUAAACCCGCUUAGCCGAAUAUUUUUUGGUUCAGUAACUGUGAUUAUCAAAAUCGACCUACCAUCCAAGAAGCCCGACAUUUCGUUCUUUCAAGAUGACGACUCAAACGAUUUUAUUGACUGCAGUCUUCAGGAAUCACACAUGCUUAAGACAAGGCAAGCGGAAACAUCAGGAAGUGGUGGCUCGUUCAAUGAAUCACUGAGACCGUUUUCGUCCAUUCGCACAACAGCAACACUGUCAUCAGCUGAGGCGCACAAGAGCGCUCGGCGUAGCAGUUUUCUGGUUCCAGCUACGCAGCAGCUCGAAGAGAGUAUUUCUUCAAGAGUUCCCAACGGCUCCAAACUGGAUAUUGAAGAUAGUGUAGUGAGUGGACGGCCAAGUGAUGAAGCAACCCCCGGAACGGGACUCCUAGGAAAAGAUGGCGACGACGACGAUGGAUUCUUCUUCAUUCCUGAAACCCAACUGGAUGAACUGGACUGCGUUUCGGAAGUGAUUGGAGGGAUUGUUCCCGUUGGCGAACCUACAUGCGGUGUCGUGACGCAAUCCACAGAAGACGACUACUUUCAAAUGACGGAACAAGAUGAUGACGAUCAGAACAGCAUCGAUGGACUAUUCAACAAUAAGUACAUCGAGGAGUCGCAAAAUUUACUUCAAAGUAUGGACGAGUCGUACCGGCUACAGGCACAGGACCAAGAUGAUAGGCAGCAACCUGUCUCGAUACUCCCCGAGCGAUCCGUGGAUUCAAUAUCGUUUCAUGAGAAUCGAAACACCACACAGGAGAUGAGUCGCAUCGAGUGGAACGAGAGUAAGCAAGUAAACGAUCAACCGAUCGCUGCAGUGUUAUCCGAUAUGGAACCUGACCCUGGGCAAGGAGAAGCCUACUGUGGCGAGCCAGAUGACCGAACAGUGACACCAGAUUUAGUUUUCGAAAAAUCGCAGGGCGGAGAGAAAGAACUUCGAAAUGGUUCAGCAACGCCUGACUUGGAGCUCAAUAGCCGGCCUGGAGCAACGGAUCGUGGCGAAGAAAACGAUCAAACAGCGAUACCCCAUUUGGAUGUCGAUAAACCGCAGGACGGCGAGAAAGAAUUGCGUAACGGUUCGGCAACACCAAAACAAAAGCUUGAUAAUCAACCUGGAACAACUGAUCGUGGCGAAGAAGAUGAUCGAACAGUGACACCGGAUUUGGAUUUUAAUAAACCGCAGGACGUCGAGAAUGAAUCGAUGACUGGUUCAGCAACGCCCGACCUGAACGUGCACCUUAAUGAUCAACUUGGAGCAACUGAUCCUGGCGAAGAAGAUGAUCGAACAGAGACUCCCGAUUUGAAUUUCGAUGAACCAGAGGGAGCAGCGAAUAAGAAGCGGGAUUCGUCAGCAACCCCGGAUUUGGAAUUGGAUAGUAAAGCUCCACAAAAAAGCACCGAAAUUGAAGCUGAUAUUGCAGAUCGUGCUUCUGUGGUGCGUGCUUCACCUGCACUGUGCAUUGAAGAACAACAAGAACAUGAUCAGGAGUUUGAAAUUUCCCUUAACCAAGAGGGUGGCGUACCUCAUGCGAGAAACAACGUGUACGAGAUGGAAACACAAGCCUUUAUCGCGGGUGAAGUGGAAGUGCUCACUGAUGAUGUUGAUCCGUACAACUUAUCCACGCAGCCGCUACCCAGAGAGAAAGCUACAGUCUUGCCCGCAGUUGUGCGUCCCAAAAGGCAACGGAAAAAGACAGAAUCACCGGCCAAGGUCGAUGAGAAAGAUUUGGUAACACAGCCCUUAACUCCUCCACCAAGCUUCGUUUUGAUGCCGCGUGCAACGCGCCGAAAAAGGGCCCCAGAAGUUUCUUCUCCGGUUGCGAUAGAUCCGUCCGAUCUGCUGACGCAACCUCUCAGCCCACCGAGGAAUUACCUUUCCGGCGGGGUGCGUAAGAACAGCACAGCUAAAACUAAAACGACCCCGAAAGCAACGAGCGCCGUUUACGAUUUGCAGACCCAACCGUUAAGCCCUGUGCCAUCGCGGAUGCUAUCGGAUGAUAGAUUUAGCGAUAAAGUUCCUGUAGUUGCCCUGAUCGAUAUUAAAUAUUUUCGCCGGUCGAACGAAUCGGCACAAGAUCCUUAUCUGGCUGCAACGCAACCUUUGAUCGAAGACGAAGAGGGAAAUGUUUACGAUCUCCAAACACAGCCAUUUUGUUCGACGUCGCGACUAACGGCUGGCACUGGUAGCGAUCUUGACGAUAGCGGAAACCACACGAUUCCGAUGGCUGUCAAUGAACAGUAUCUGGAGACUAAGGAGGAGCCGAACGUUACACAAUUUUGUCCAAAAAUUAAUAGCACCGUCCGCCAGUCGAUGAUUGCUGAUCAGCAGCAAGAGGAACAGCUGAAAAUCUCACCCUCUUCCAAUAAGGAAAACCAAGUGGCAGACACUUUGCCCAACGAGCCCGAAAAUGAGGAUCUUGAGGAUAGCUUUUGUUUGUCAGCAACGCUUCCGAUGGGGGAACUCGGGACGGGCGGCACAACCGAUUCCAAUGCAAGUACGAAGGUGAACAAACGAUCCACAAAGAAAACGAACGAGCUCAUGUUUAAAUUACCGGCUACCAAAACCCCGGCGCCCAAGAAACGCAAGCCGUCUCCAUUUCAACAAUUCCUUACUCCAGAACACUCACUGUUCGCUUGUCUUCCAAAGGCAGAUGUGAUCCGUUCGUCGACGAGUGCGAUAAGCGGACUGUGUGGAAGUAGUUCGCAUGGUGCGGUCAGUAAACAUGCGUAUCCUUUCGGCGAUGGCAGCAGCAGUGACAGCGAAGAGGACAGCAAAGUAUUCAAAAAAACAAACGUUAGCGAAGCGUAUGAACGGGAGCUGGAAAAAUCGAAAGAGGAUGCAAAGCGGAGCAAAUUGGCCAAAGAAGCAAAAACGGAUCGUCAAACGAAAUCUAACCGUUCGAAGCGCACGGAAAAACCUGUUGAGAAUAAAGAGCACGAGGCGCACGGUGCUGCUGAAGGGAGCGCAUCCGCGAAGACCAGCGGAGUCCCGGAGAGAAAAUCUACCAGGAAAAGAGAAAGCACUAAAAAACUGGAGGCCAAAGACUCGAAAAGAACGCGAUCGAAACGGGCCUCUGAGUCGAGUGAGCCACAAGUUGUAGUUCCCAAGCGCAGUCGCCGUGAGGUGCGCCAAAAGAUACCAACGAUCGAGGAAUCGGUUGAGUAUGACCGUCACAGUACUGGUGUAGGUUCCGGUGGUAACGAGAUUGUUCCGCCACCGCGCACCCGAAAGCGAAAGGAGAGAUCUUCGGAGAAGCAGGAAAAACUUUUGACCGAGGCGACUGAGCGGACAACUUCGGCGGCCAUCACAACCACUCGGACCUCUCGGAAGAAGGUAGAUGCUUCAAACGACAAUACGGGUCGGGAAGAAAAUGGAUCUUCGUUAGUCGGGGCUGCGGGUGGAGUUGAAAGGGAGGCACUGGUUCGGGGGAACCUUAGCUCCACCAGCAGCGUGGCGAGCGAUGGAUCGAAAAUGUCGGUCCGUACCAGAAACCGGCCAAUGAUCAUGUUCACACGAAUGGACCCCGAACCGUACCGAGCGAUUAUAGCCCGUGCUGGUGGUAAAAUAGUGGACAUACCGGAAAUGGCCACGAUUCUCGUGACGGAUCGCAUCAAACGAACGUACAAAUUUCUGUGCGCCGUCGCCAAAGGUAUACCUAUUGUGGGUCAAUCGUAUCUGGACGCUUUGAAGGCGACCGACGGGAAGGACAAACCAGUGGUGGACCCAUGGGAGCACAUCCUGGUCGAUAAUGACUCUGAAAAGCGCUACGUAUUCCAUCUCCGUGAAACACUGUUGAAGGCACGCCAGAAUAAACUAUUUCGUGACUAUACCGUUUUUGUGACCUCCAACACACAACCACCCGCAUCGGAGCUAUUUUUGAUACUAUCGUGUGCCGGAGCCAAACCGUUAAAAAACCCGCCCAGCAGCAGUUCACCACCGAUUAAUCUGCACAAAAUGUUUGUAAUCUCGAGCCCCGAAGACGCUGCAUCGUGGGUAAAGUACAGGGAAAAAUAUCCACGCAUUGAAGUCAUCUCCUCGGAAGGGUUUAUGAUCUCCAUCAUACAUCAUGCGGUUUCGUUCGAGAAUUAUCGGUUGCUUUGAAUAGAUAGAUACAAAAAUGGGCAUGAAAUAGUACAAUGAACCAGCGAAGUGACGAAAUGUUGUGCCAUCAGUCAAUUAAGAAACAGGUGCUGCAUUGACAUGUUUUAUACAGAGUUUAUCCUUUUCCUUACUCUUGCUUUACUCCAGUGCUUUAUUGCUACGAAACUUUCGGGUUUUAUUAACAAUCAUCUUUGGGAUUACCUUAUGGCUAAUUGCUAACCAUAUUCUUCACGAUGAAAUGGCCAUUUUUACAUCACAUUUUGCCUCAGUACGACCUUUUGAACUACGAUUUGUUAUGUUGCAAACGCAAUGGUUUACUUAAA